Molecule: messenger RNA, 2401 nt
Organism: Oryzias latipes (Japanese medaka)
Lineage: Eukaryota; Metazoa; Chordata; Actinopteri; Beloniformes; Adrianichthyidae
Source: RefSeq, a predicted model, not a curated record
CUGAUGCAGGAAGCUUGGAUUUCCGACGCUCUUGAACACGGCACAGCACUCAGUUUCCUGUUUGCUCCUUCUCGACUCCACCGAGCUCUGCCGCUGCGCCGUUGUCGCCUGGGGCUGGAUGAGAGCGCAGAGCCGUGUGAAGUCAGCGUCCGCCCUUCCUGGGAUAAGAAACUGACGUAAAGAACCCGCCGCCGACAAUUACGGCUCAGAUAUCCAUAAUUUACUCAAUAAUCACUCGUCUUUGACUCCCCGGUGGCGUUUAGUGCCGGUGGGGAAAAAACAUCCACCGAGAAGAGGACUAGGACGCUGACUGCGUGAGGCAUGGCUGAUCUGCUGGGUCUGCUGCUGCGGGUGGCUGAGAAGGCUGCAAAUGUGGCUCGGGUCUGCAGGCAGGAAGCUCCUCUCUUUCAGCUCCUCGUGCAGGAGAAGACCGGAGAGGAGAAGAACAAGAAGUUUGUGCAGGACUUUAAGACGCUGGCCGACGUGGUUAUCCAGGAGAUGAUCAGACACGAUGUGGGCGCUCAGUUUCCUGAAAUAGCAGCUUUCAUUAAAGGAGAAGAGUCCAACAAGUUUGAAAACGGGCUUGGAGAAAGUGUGACGGUCACAGUUUGCAGCACAGAGGAGGAGACUGCAACGCUUCUGGCCACCGUGCUGGACGGUGACGACACAGCAGCAUCUCUGCUGGCCAAAGCCAUCCACCAGGACCCAGACACUAUAGAAUCAGGCACAGAUGGCCCCACUGUACCUCUCAAUCCCUCUGAGCUUGGCAUUUGGAUUGACCCAAUAGAUGCCACAAGUCAAUACAUUGAGGGCCGAGAGGAGGUGCUGGAGGAAAACCACCUGUCCCCUUCAGGGCUGCACUGUGCUCUGGUUCUGAUCGGAGUUUACGUCCGGAGCACAGGCGAGCCUGUGAUGGGGGUCAUCAACCAGCCAUUUCACCACAAAGACCCAGCCGGUGGAGGCUGGAGGGGAAAACAUUAUUGGGGUGUUUGCUUUGGCAACAUCCACUUCUGCUCAGAGGCGCCCCCUAAAGGUUCACCUGAGGCUGAGCGGAGGCUGUCUGUGGUCCUGAGCUCCAGUGAGAAGCAGAUGGUGAAGGAAGCUCUGACAUCGCUGUGCGGCCCCGACAGGCUCAUGUAUGCAUCCGGCGCCGGUUACAAGAUCCUGUGUGUGAUUCAAGGCCUGGCCGAUGCUUACGUCUUGUCAGAGGGAAGCACGUUCAAGUGGGACUCCUGUGCUCCUCACGCACUGCUCCGGGCCAUCGGAGGCGGCGUUGUGGACUUGAGUUUGAGUUUGCGUUCUAGCUGUGGAGCACAGGAUCAAAAGAUGGAACUGACCUACCACCAGCCCAACGCCGACUGCACAGGAGCAGACCUCUGGGCGAAUCGUGGCGGUCUGGUGGCCUAUCGAGACUUUUCUCAACUCCACAGCCUCAUCCAGACUCUGAAGGACAAACUGUAGCGGUCAGAAAUACAUAAAAAUGGCAACAGCGGUAAAAUAUUUUAGCUAUAAAUGUCUUACUUUCAUCAGAUUUUCAUGCAAGUGUAGAUAUUGCAAGAUGAAUGUGAUGUUUGGGCCAAGCAAUGUUGCAAUAAUCCCCAAAAAAAGCCUAUUUUUUAAUAUCAUAAACAAAUUUAUUUAAAGCUCGAGAGCAUUUAUCACAAAAACACGUUUACUGACUUUUUUAGAAAUCACGAAGGAAAACAUGUCGCAAUCUAGCCGAUACCAAUUACACCGGUUUAUUUUUUUAAUUUAAAAUCCACCCUUGAAGUUUCCAAAUCGUCCUCUUUAGUGAAAUCAAACAAAACCUCACAACAUUUACUGCACGAACGUUUGAGUUCAGAACUAGCUAGAGGUGAUGCUGGGAUGGGAUGAUAUUUUAGGGAGCCGGUGUGCUGAGCUGAGCUGAGAAACACUGAAAAUAUCCCAAAGCAUCCACUUCAAAAGGUGCUCUGCACCCUGUUUGUGGAGACACUUUCAUACAGGGAGAGAUGUGUGUGAAUCACAGACUGAAGCAGCUCGUUGUAAGAAGAAGAAUGAGCAUCCUGUCCUUUUUAUUAGCCAAAGAAGUUAAGAGAAUUCGACUGAAUAUCUUUUUCGUGUGGUUUUAGCCACACAGUGUUGCGUCAGAUUGAAUGACAGGAUGUCUGUAGGCAGCAAUUUUGGUGCAUUUAACAAUUAUUUAACGGUUUUAAAGAGUUUUAAUAUUUAACAGAACAUAAACCAUUGAUUGUGCAAUCAGGAAACUUUUUAAAAAAAAUGGAAUUAAGCAGAGCAAGGACACGUUAUUUUAAAUCUGACAACACAGCAACAAACCCUGUUUUUGUCUUGUUCAUUUUUAUAUACAUCUGCAUAUUCUGUCAAAAACUGAAGAUUAAAAGUUUUGUUUUCAUUGACCAAA